Molecule: messenger RNA, 5838 nt
Organism: Patiria miniata (bat star)
Lineage: Eukaryota; Metazoa; Echinodermata; Asteroidea; Valvatida; Asterinidae
Gene: b3galt1
Product: beta-1,3-galactosyltransferase 1-like
Exons: 2
Coding region: 629-1900 (423 amino acids)
Cellular component (GO): membrane
Molecular function (GO): hexosyltransferase activity
Source: RefSeq, a predicted model, not a curated record
UUUUAACAGUAUCGUUUUCACACAGUUGUGAUCAUCACGUACUGUGACGUGAACUGUUGAAAAACUCGACGAAGUCUACUUUUUUUUGGCUAGAGGGAGUAGAGCGAUGCGUGCUUGAACUUGAAGUUGAACCGGAACGUACAAUUAAAAGACUGGCAGUGUGCAUGCAUAGCUCUACUGGUCUGGUGCAUGCUAGUCACUCACCGCUCGCUCACGUCACGGUGGAUCGCAAUUUGGAAUGGAAAGAAAGCAUGUUGCAGCCUGACGUAGUCCCAUAAAUGUGACUGAACAUGCUUGCUGAAAUACUGGACUACUUCCGUAUAUCAGUACGUCACAGAGAGCCACGUACGGCCUGUGAGCGGAGCGUCCCGUUGCUCAUGUUGCUAGGGCGGGAGCCGAAAAUUAAUUAAAGAUCGAAAUUAUUUUGUCAGCAGAAAAUCAACCCAGCUAUUAUAGCUCCAUGGCUAUAGGGGCAAGACACGGCCAAAACCACAAGUCAAGCUUUUCAACAGGAUGACCACAUACAGGAUAGUUGAGGAUUCCUCUGUCAUCGUCUCAACCUAGAUUGGCAAAAAUCCCUAAAAUCAGCGAAAUUUGUUUCUAUCGUGCUGAUGUUAACCCUGCCGCAAUGAAUCCGUACUUAAGGAACCUCCUGAUUUUAACCUUAAUCGGAACCGUGAACUUCUUUGCCUUUAUGUUUAUAUCGGGGCGCUCGUCGCUUCUGUUUAGCAAAUCCCCUAUAGCCACGAAAUCAGCCAUCGCUAGCGAUACUGAGGCAUCACAGAGAACAAGAAUUGACAUCGAGGAUUUAUUCAGGCACGGAGCCCACGGAUAUCAACCACCGAGUGCAAAACAACCGGCGGUAAUCAAGGACACUGAAGAACCCGGGCGAAGUUUUAUCUUCAGAAGCCCGACAAACAUUUCUAGGGUUCUUCCGAAGGAUGACUAUCUGUCAUUUCGGACAUCUUUUAAUACAACACAUGUAGUCCGACAGAUACCUGUAGACUCUAGUGGUCAGAACACAGUCCCGUCACCCGGCAAUUUACUAGCGUUGUACAACCGAGAUGAUUCCGCGCGAGUGAACCCCCACGAUUACCGCCUGAUUUUAGACGAGCCCCAGGCCUGUUUUGACGCCUCGGGGGCCCCAAAGGAGGUCUUUCUAUUAGUGCUGAUCUGCACGAUACACAAGAACUUUGAGCAGCGGCGGGCCAUCCGCGAGACCUGGGGAAGCCCGCGGGAAACUGGUGGCAAGCGUGUCAUUACAAUGUUCCUCCUAGCGUACAACGAGGAUGCCAGGCUUCAGCGCCAGGUGGAGGAGGAGUGCAGCGAGCACCACGAUCUCCUCCAGGAGGAUUUCCAAGACACCUACAAGAACCUGACGCUCAAGACCAUCAUGGCGAUGAAGUGGGCCAGCACGCACUGCCCCCAAGCCUCCUACGUCAUGAAGACAGAUGACGACAUGUUCGUCAGCUACGACAACCUCGUCAAGCAUCUUGCCUCCACCAAAGCCCCGUCGGUCAACCACGCGGAGGGUUUUCUCAUCAACGGCGGCCCUAUCCGGGACCCUAAGAGCAAGUGGUACAUGCCUAAGGACAUCUACCCCGGCGUAAAAUACCCACCGUUCCUCUCCGGAACAGGCUACGUGAUGUCUGGAGACGUCGCCAGUAAGAUCUACGAAGAAUCCCUGGAUCACAAAUACCUCCACCUAGAAGAUGUCUUUGUGGCCAUUUGCUUGGACGCCUUGAAAAUCAAACCCGUCAAGAACAAAGAUUUUCACAACUGGCGCACCGCGUACUCGUAUUGUCGCUUUCGCCGUCUGAUGACCACUCACAUGGUCCAACCCUCCGAAAUGCACCGGAUUUGGAGCGAUCAGCAUCGCCACCACAACAUCAGAUGCUAAGUAAUUUUGCCACGAUAAGGAGGGUCACUGUAAUCGGUAACCCAGGAAGUUUUUGUUAGAUUGGGGCUUAUAGUCUGCUGGUUAAAUCACCUGAUACAAGGUGAUUUCAGAUUAAACAGCAUGGAUCCAUGUUCAUGAACAGUAAGCAUGCAUACGCUUUAGCCUUUUUGAGAUUGGAGGACGCAAUGAGCUCCGUGCGCAAACAAGAGAGGGCGCUUUUUUACCACCUUUGAGAGCCCCGUGAACGGAACACACUGCGUGUGCGUACUGGUUCAUGCAUAUAGCGCGAAGUACAAUGCACAGUGUGCAUAAGUGUGUACACGUACUGUGUGCACAAUUAAUGUGCACAAAGCCAAAGCUUCUUCGCGUGAGCGUCGGGCGUCUUCAGCAAUGUGUCGGCCAAAACUUUUGGGCAACAUUUUGUGAAAAAAAAUUUGAGCCCCCCCUCCCCCCCAAACCAAAUCUUGGGUGCGCCACUGAUCACAUGUUUGAAGGCUCGCCUAGUACCUAUUGCGUGGGGCGCUAUAUGAUCUUUUGCCUACUACUACAAUGGCGACGCUGACUUUCUAGGAGCCGGAUGUAGGCUGGGUCUUGUGGGUCUUGUGGGCUAAGGAUUUCGGGGAACAUCGGUAGUGGGGAACAUCAGCAUUGGGAAACAUCGGGUAGACCCCAGUGAGAGCGCCCUAUAGCAGGGGCAUAUUUGGCGUGGGUGAACUUCUGUGUGUUUUUUUUACCACAAUUUUUCUUACUCCACAUUACGCCCACCUGUUGUGUUUGCCUAAAUCUCAAAAAGGCUAAAAGCCUGUAAACAGAGCCGUUGAAUAUCCCCUUGUAAAAUCCAAGGCUGUGCCACACAAGUUAUUUUUAAACGUUCCGUUCGGCAACUUCUCAUCUGCUAUAGUACAUUUCAUUAGCUGAAAUUUUAGCUCAAAUAAGACUUAGAUACACUUACUAUACCAAUAAAGUUGUAGCGGCUGGGUUGGGCUGUUUGGCUGUCCGAAUGCUGAACAUUUAAAUAUUUCAUCAACUGAAUAUCCGAAAAGCAUUUUUUUCCAAUUCAAAUAUUCAAAAAAUGAAAAGCCUCUACAGUAUUUUGAUAUUGCAUAGUUUUAAUUGUUUGUCCGAAGCCACACUUUUUGUCGAAAGCCAUUUGAUGAAUAGGCCUAGUAGCUCAAAUUUUCUAUUUAAAAAUGGAUGCACGAAAAUCCCGAUCGGAACCAGUUUAGGCUGGCGCAUGUUUGACUCGAUCGGGCUUUUAAAAUUGAAUAUUCGAACAUUCGAUCAUGUCCAAGUUGGAAUAAUCGAAUACCAAUCUGUUCAAAAAUGCGUAGCCACAGUCCAGACUACAAAAAAUGUAUCCAAACACCCCCGAGUCAUGUCUUGCAAUGUUUGUAGACUUGGGCAUUUUAGAUUUUGUGCAAAUAUGAAUAUAUAUAUCAGUUACAUGCACAUCUGGCGAUCCAAAAUUGACACAGGAUUUGUCUAAAAUGUUUAUUAGGUGCAAGAUUUUUUGAGAAAUUCAAGGGGGGAUGGGGAUGUACAUGUAGUAAAAGGACCUGUUUUAUAACUCGGCCAGCUUUUUUUUUUUGGCAACAAAAUAACCAAGCAUUCCCCCAGACCUUGCUCUGUUUGAAGUCUAAAACCGCACACAACCAUUUCCUUAUUGAGGUACAGUACAAUCAUUGACAAUACAUGUAGUUUACAUUUGUUUACGGCACAUGCCAUGUGUACAUGGACCCAUUUUUCUUUUGAACAUUUCGAACAGAUGUUUUCAUUUACAACAAAACUCUGACUGUAGACAUGGUAGAAGGUUACAAAUGUACGUGCGUGUUUCAUUCUGUGAAUUUGGGAGCAACUUUUUUUCCCUGUCCCCGUUUCAUCUGACAUCAGUGAUUUUGCAAUUCUGAUGCACCCCUGAAUGCAGUCGUCCUCCAAGAGUGAUUAUGAAUAGCAAACUACCUACCCAACAAAUAAAACAUCUUUUGAAAUCAUUCAACACGAUACUUGGAAAAUGUACCCUAAAUUUAUAGAAUGACGCACAGACAAGUAGAGUUCAAGGGAUCAAGGAAAGAAAUGCUAAAAGCUUUGAUCAACAAUCACGGCAAAUACAGUCUCUUUAUGAAAAUGUUACUCCGAGGCCUGCCCAGAUUCAGGUGUAUAACAUUGUAUUCAUGAUGAACCGGUACCACCCGACUGGCAAUUUUUAUUCGUUAUAUCCUGUAAAUGUAGCUGUAGUGUGUACGUGUAUGUACAUGUAAAAAUAUUAUAUUUUUAGCUUAUUGCUUUUUAAUAACUGCUGGCGGUAUACAUGUAUGUAUACAUACAUGUACAUGUUCAAUAGACAGUGGCCUACCGGUACAUAACAGUACAUGUAUUUCUGAACCACAUCUUUUCCAACUAACACCAUGUAUACAUUAUGUGUAACUACGUACAUGUACAUGUGUACGUACUUUUACAUAAUUAUGCUUGUAUGGUACAUGUACAUGUACAUGUACAUGUACAUGUAUGUGUACCGUAUACAUACUGUACAUACAUGUAUAUACAUACAUACAUACAUGUACAUUGUAGGUGUACACACAGCAGCAUAGCCAUUCUCACCAUAGGGGGUGAGUGGGGGCACAGGACGGGCACUAAAUUUCUUUUAAACCUGUUAACCAUGGUCACUUAUAAGAUGGAGCUAUAAGACUUACACAUUUCCAGUUGGGGGGAGGGGGGGGGGAGGCGGGUAGGCGGGCGAACAUGUUGUACGUGUACAUGUAUAGUUUUAAGUCAAGACUUAAAAGUGUGUAGACAAUCAACUUGAAAGAAAUACAUGUACAUUGUACAUGUACAUCUACUAACACAGGAUACAUGUACGAUUCAAUGUACAGUCGCCUCUCGUUUAUACAAACUCGGUUUGAAGAGGGCGAGCGUCAGUCCCAUUCGUUGUUCACAUAAAUGCAAAGUUGGGACCCAAUGCCAGAUGUUCUCUACAUGUACAUGUGCAUGUUUAUAUCCAGAAUUCGUAUUAAUUAACCGAGUUUUUAAACGAGAGUUGACUUACAUGUACAUGUGUUUCUUUGUAUGUCCUACAUGUAUAAGUAUGUACAAGUAUUAAGACAGAUUUUAAAAUAUUUAAAAGAUUAUAGUUUCAAUAUGCAAUGUAAUUUCCACCUUUGUAAAUCAAGAAUGUAGGCAGGAUACAGUACAUGUAUAUGUGAUUAUUUUGCUGAUAAUUUACAACAACAAUUGGAUGUCAACUACUUUGCCAAGAGUAAUUUUGUCCAGAGUUGGUUGUUUUAAUUGCAAAAGCAGCGAUACAUUUGGGCAGUGUUAUUGGAAAUAGGAUGUACGCUAUGUACAAUGUAAGUACGCUAAAUAAUAUACUGAAUGUUAUUUAUUUUAAUACGAUACUUGUGGCACAUGACUUGUUCUUGAUUUGACUUGUCAUUGUUCCUCUUGUUGAUGACUUCCUGGUCAAAAGGUACAUGUACAUGUAGUCAUUGAUUUUAAAGAUUGUAAUUUUUAUGUCGAGAUUUUCACCCUGUAGUCAUUGUAUUCUUAAAUCGCCAGCAAAUACUGGGAAGCCCUGUCUGUUGUACAUAUAUUGGUGAGACAUCUGCACUUGUAAACAAGAGGUAGUGGGUUCGAGUCUCACCGGUGAUUGUGAAGUUUUUACCCCACAAGCUGCCAACCAUGCAAAAAUGUGUGAGUAAAAGGGUUGAAAAUUAGCAUUUUAACAGGGAAUGUACAACAUUUGCUUUUGCUGCAAUUUUCAGAAAUGAAUGGAUUUGGAGGAUUAGUAUGUUACAGUAAAUUUUGUUAAAACCGACUUAUUUCACGGUUUGGGCUUUAAGAUGCUAGAAAAACUAAGAAAACCUAUUAUGUUCUUGUGGUCUGGUUCCCUGACCCCACUUAAGAUGAAAUGGAGCAAUUAAUACACUUUAAGGAAUUGUAAG